Cylicocyclus nassatus is the source of this 1371-nucleotide messenger RNA. The record is from the annotation of a GenBank genome assembly. NCBI's taxonomy places the organism in Eukaryota, Metazoa, Nematoda, Chromadorea, Rhabditida, Strongylidae.
GCGCAAUUUAAAGUGGAAGCAGGUUUUCUUUGGGCACUUCUUCUUCAAUUGCUUUAAAACUUGUAGAAGAAAGCUUUCUGACUCCAUGUUAUUUGAGAAUUGGUUGCAAAGGAUAGUUUUCGCAGCUGUGCAUAUGUCGGGUGCGGGCAAGAAGCGAGUACGAAAGGAGGAUGUGGCUACCUUCGACGAAUGUGACGCUGGCAGCUGGGAAUGCACUGUAUGCACCUAUCGCAAUCGUUUCGAAGCAUUCAAAUGUGAGAUGUGCGACACAAGAAAGGGAACCUCGACGCGAAAACCACGAUUGAAUGAGAACGUUGUACAGAUGCAAAAGGUUGUGCAAAAUUUUGUUGUCCAACAACAAGAGAAAGCUGCUAGCAGUUUCAAGCGACGUGCGCAUCAAAGCGCGGGCUCGCCCUCCACUUCUCGUCAUUCGCCAGAGUCCACUUCAAGCGGAUCUGCAGUGCGGAGUCUGAAUACACCCGGAAUCGUGUCUAAAAGUCGUCGGAGAAUGGUGCUCAUAUCAGAUCACUUGAUAUACAGGACAUUUCCCAAGAAAGUGACAGUGGUAGUAAAUGGUGUUCCUGCUACUAUAACAGAGUUUCGCCGAAAACCCAUAUCCUCAGAAAGAGUGCGCAGGCAGCACUACGAAAUGAAUCAGCAAUCGCACUUGAUCUCAAAAAACGAAAAUUGGACUGGCGGGAGUCCGCUUCGCAACGAUUCGCGCGGCUUUGCAGUCUGUGUCUCUUCAUUAUAAUCUAUCUCGCUGAGCCAAUGGCGAUGCGGACGCGCUGCUCCACUUGGAAUGUUUCGCCUACUCCGGGUUGAAAAAACUGUACGAGCCCAUUGCAUGCCGAUCAUUUUGUAUUUCGGAAGUGGAAGUUAUUCGCGAUUAGGUUUGGAAACUAUCUCAACCGAAAUGUAAGAUAAUCGGCAUGCAGUGGACUCGUAACAGUUGUCUUGUUGGGAGAAUCGCUCGGCGAUGAAAUCGCGUAAUAUAUGCCCUGGCUGUAAGUCGUUGGCAAGCAUGUGCCCUUCUUUUAUUUUUCAAUAAGUUGUAAGCGGUGCAACAGUUUGUGCUUUUGUUCAGGUUUUAUUCUUGUACUUUCGUUCAAGUUUUAUUCUUUUACCUUGUAUCAUAAUCGCGUUAGCGGAGUUACCGUUAGUGUAUAGUUGAUUACGUAACACUGUCUCAUUAUUGAGUACCUAUCAUAGAUAUAUGCAUUUCGCAUUUUCUUGCAGUAUUGGAAAUUCUUUCAUGGCAAGGCCGUUAGUUUCCGAUAAUUUGCAUUGUGAAAUGGCUAUUACAUUGAAAAUUACCGCAAAUGGAAUUGUUGUUGCAGAAACGUUAUUGGUGUGUAACAAAAUCACCCA